CAACAGAAACUGUCACAGAAAGAAAAUGAAAACGGGAAACUUGAAGAUCAAGCUUUCUUUGAGACCAAGAAAUUGCUGGUUAGUGGGUUCGAUAGCUUGAUGAAUGAACGCAGGCUGAAAACCUUAAUUGAGGUCGUGAGCGGUGCCGAGGUGGAGGAGGUACAAAUGUUGAUGAACGGCAGAGCUCUAAUCACGAUGACCAAAGAUGUAAAAGAUUACAGUUAUAUCAAGAAGGAAGUUGAAGUUGAAACUAGAGGUUUGGUGUCCAUCGAGCAAGUUCCUGUUCGCAAAAGCAUUCUUGUUACCGGUUUUUCAGAUGACACUACCUAUGAAGAAAUUGAACUGUUUUUUGAGAGCCGUAGGAACAACGGAGGUCCUGUAGAGAAAGUUACCUAUGUACCCGAGCGUCAUCAAGCUAUCGUCGUGUUUCAAGAAGUAACAGAUAUACAAAGAGUCUUGGCCUUACACAGAGAGAGACCACUAAUCUCAAAUGGGAAAACGUUGUCACUUGAAAUUUGCUACGAGUUGCAAGACAUCAAAGAAGGUGAUAGACCCGAAAAUGAAGGCGAAUUGAAAGAGACUGUGGAUAUUGCAAGAAGGACUAAAUCAAACACGAUGCUCAUGGCUGUAGAUCCUGAUGUGAUGGAAUACAUCACCAAAACGGCAUUUCAGGAUCAACUUAAUAGCUCCUUGGCUAAAAAGAAAGGAGUUAUCACCUGGAAACCCAACGAAAAAACAGCUGCAAUAGAGUAUCACGGAGAGAGUGGAGGCGAUUCGUGGAAGUCUGACUGCUUUGAAGAAGUACAAAAUUUCGUCGACAAGUUUGCGAAGUGUGAUGUCCCGGUAAACAAGGAUUUUUGGGAAGCCGUGGUGGCUCAAGGGUCCUUGGGAUUUGACCCUUCCCUGAUAAAAAUCAGCGGUGAUACUCAUUCUUUGAGGAUUGUUUGCUUGAAAACAGAUGUAAAAAGUAACCAGGAAAAAGUGAAAGCUAAAUUGGAAGAGAUAUACCUCAAUGAGAUCCUGAAAACCAACACAAAAAUCAAAAUACAAAAUGUUCCUAAAGAACGCUUAAUUUUGCUAAAAAAACUGAAGUUUGUGGAGAACCUUAAGGAGAAAAACCGAAAAAUAGAAAUCAGCUUGGAUGUUGAAAACGAAGAACUACGUUUCAAAGGUCCUCAGCAACAACUGAAUGAGGCAAUCGUGGAGUUUCGGGAUCAUAUGAAUGACGUGGUUGAAAAAUCACUGAAAUUAUCCGUAAAGUUAAAAGAGAUUUUGGGCUCAAAAGUUGGGCUUCAGACGGUGAAUGGUGAGUUGGAAAAACACAACGUGCAGGCUGUGAUCUUCAUUGAUAAAGAGGCCAGGGUGGUAGGAACAUCAACCGCGCAUGUCGAUAACGCUUUGGAGGUUGUUAAUAGGUUGAUGCUGGAAGAAAAAGUUCACGUAGAGGAAGAAAGUCAAAUUUUGCUACAAUCCCAUACCUGGCAUCUACUGUGUCAGGAGAUUAACACCCAGUCCACUGUCCACGUUCACGGAAACUCCUGGAAUGAUGUAUACUUAGUUGGGUUCCGAGAAAACGUUUCUCACGAGAUGAAAAAGUUACAGACCUUCUUGGAAAAAAACCGCAUCAUCAUGAAAGAUCAGUUUCAGUGUCGGGCAACAAUUAUUAAAAAGUAUCUCGUCGACAUUUGUCAUGAAGAUUUACGCUGCAUUGAGGUUCACCUGAAAGAAUUUCAGGUGAAGAUUAAAACAGGAAAUACCGACAAUUUCCUUGAAAUUUCCGGAAGAGAAACAGGCUUAAAAAUAGCAAGAGAGAAAAUUGAUGAUCUUCAAAAGAAUAUCGUUUGGAAGACUUGGAAAGUGGAACAGCCAGGCCUCUGUAGAUAUUUUGAAGGCGGGAAAGAAAACUACUUAAUGAUGUCUGUGAAAAAGAAACAAGCUUGCACCAUUAGCAUCCAGAAAAGUUUUAUGCAAACAGACGAAAAUGAAUUAAAAACUGUAGAUUAUGACUCAUCAGCAGCCAAUACCAACCAUGAAGACGAUGAAGAUGACUGCAAAGGCGCUGAGGACGAAGACAACGACGAUUCCAAUGGUGAUAAUAAUGCAAAUGAAGGUGAAGCAGGCUCUUCAUUUGCUGACGAUUCUCCUCUGCUAACAAAACAUGGACACAAAAUAUCAUGGAAAAUGGGGAACAUUGAGGCAGAAAAGGUGACAGUUGUUUUAACUAUUUUUUUCAUAUUUGAAUACGUACUUUGAAUGUUGAUAAAAUAUCAGCUAAAUAGCAUAGGCCACUAUUUCCUCAGUUACGGAUGUUCAUGUCGCAAGCUCUGUUUCAAAAUGACGAUAUUACUGUUGCGAAACACCCCAUAUAUAUAUUUUUGGCCAUCCGGAAAGUCAUAACGUCCUUUAAGAAGGUAUGGUAACAUUCAC
This is a messenger RNA of Pocillopora damicornis (cauliflower coral), 2427 nucleotides long. RefSeq lists its product as uncharacterized. Gene Ontology annotation, molecular function: transcription corepressor activity; ubiquitin-like protein ligase binding; NAD+ poly-ADP-ribosyltransferase activity. Lineage: Eukaryota; Metazoa; Cnidaria; Anthozoa; Scleractinia; Pocilloporidae. Gene Ontology annotation, cellular component: nucleus; cytoplasm. Gene Ontology annotation, biological process: protein poly-ADP-ribosylation; positive regulation of type II interferon-mediated signaling pathway; negative regulation of gene expression. The record is from RefSeq and is a predicted model, not a curated record.